AUGGGAAUUUACUUGGACGACAACCUUUCAAAGCAAAGAAUCUACCAAAACAUCGUUUCUAAUUUUGUUGGUUAUGGUCUUGUGCAGGGCUCUGGGAGGUCUAACAUUAUUUAUAAAAACAAAUUUUAUAAUCGUGAUAGUGGGUAUUCGGGAGAUUCUAGAGGACCAAGAAGGUAUCACACAACUCCAAACAUGUUCUACAAUUUACUGGACACGAUGGUGAACAAUGGAGUUGAUAGAUAUACGUCUCCGUGGAAAGACCAAUUUCCUGAAUGGGCACUGUUACCAAAAACGUCGGAAGAGUUGAUGAAAGAAGAAAAUAUUCAUUGGCUAUUAAUGAAGAACACUGAAAUAUACCGUAACAAUUUUAUAUAUUAA
Entamoeba invadens IP1 is the source of this 378-nucleotide messenger RNA. RefSeq lists its product as hypothetical. Lineage: Eukaryota; Evosea; Mastigamoebida; Endamoebidae. The transcript has a single exon. The coding region runs from base 1 to 378 and encodes 125 amino acids. The record is from RefSeq and is a predicted model, not a curated record.